AUCCGUUUGGCCUUUUCCAGCAUGUUAGUCAGCGGUUGUAGACGGCUUGAGAGAGUGUCUGGGAUUAAGUCGUUGCUCUAGCUUUUAGAUGCAACUAGUAAUCUCGCAGACCUUGAGUAUUUAAAAUUAUAGGUGCUAGUUUGUAGCCUCGUUCUGUAUUUUUAGGGCUAUCACUUUUUUUUUCACUUAAUAGCAAUAAAAACAAAUUUUUUUCUUUAAGGGUAAAAAUGGCGGACACUACCAGUGGUGCAGAUAAGAGUCUGGACGACUUCUUCGCCAAAAGAGACAAAAAGAAAAAGAAAGAAAAAACGAAAGGCAAAGACCAAGCAAUAGUACCCGGACCAACUGUCUUGAAGAAAGGAAAAAAGGAGAAGGAGAAGUCCACGAAAAACGACAGCCAGGACACCCAGCUGGAAAAGGAAGAUGAAGAAUGGAAGGAAUUUGAACAGAAGGAGGUGGACUAUACUGGUCUAAGGGUGCAAGCACUCCUAUUAAGCGAUGAAAAGGAAGAAGAGGAGUAUGACAAAAAAGAAGAAAUUGGCGAGGAUGGUGAAAUGGUAAUGGUUAGUGGAGGAGACAAAACAUCCGGUCCUUGGAAUAAAUCUGCUCCACCACCCACUGUAUCUGUACCUGUUGAAGUGGAAGUACCAGAGCCAAAGUCUUCAGGUGUUUAUAGACCACCUGGAGCAAGACUUGGCCCUACAAAACGUGGACCGACACAAGGACCACCUGAGAUCUUCAGUGAUACUCAGUUCCCAUCUUUGCAAGCCACCGCGAAGCACGUAGAAACCAAAAAGGAUCGAGAAAUGGAGAAGACCUUUGAGGUUGUGAAACACAAAACCAGACCUAGGGAGGAAGGUGUUGGCAAAGGUGCUCCUCAUCAGCUACAACUUGACAACCAGUAUGCUAUUCUUGGUGACAAAUAGUGUGCUGACCUGUUCUGUGAUGCUGGCACCCAUCUGGUCACGGGUGGUAACUCAACUACAGCUAUGGAUUGCAUGUGUCUUUGCUGAAUGGGCCAAAAGUGAAUAGACUCGGCUGGCAAAGACUCGGAACAACCAUAAGGGCCAUCAUGACAGUGAUGACUUUUAGUGCUUGAAAAGCAUUUUUUUUAUUAUUAUUCAGUAAAAGAGGUGGUCAACAAUCUGUUUUAAACUUGCCACUCAAACACCAAGCCAACUUGUAUCAAGAGUUUUACAGACUACUUUUUGUAGAAUUUCAAAUCAUUCAGUUAAAAAUAUUUUUGCAAAUAGAAGCAUUUGCGGAGCCUUCUAAGUGGGCAACUACCUCAGGUGUACAUUGUGCACUAUUGGAUAUGACUCUGACCACGUCUUGGUUGUAACCUUGAGGUUGGAAUUGCUUUAUACAGAAGGUUUGGAUGUGCUGCUCAAAGCUUAAAGAUGUUCAUGCUGUGGGAAGAGUUGAGAAAAACUCCGCCAUCGCAGAUUAUCAUCUAUUUACGGGGAAAAAAAUUCAAGUGGCCUUAAAAGUUAUCAGCUUUGUCCUUCUUAGUUGUAUUUUUUUUUUUUUUUUUUUUUUAGGCUGCAUCUGACUGCUUGGAGCGAUAAACCACUUUGAUUUUUUUCAUAGUAGCAGAAAUUUGCAUCCUUUCUUUGUAUAAAGUACUGCAGAGCUGUAGUUUGCUUACUUGAACGUAAAUUUUACUUUUUCACCCACUUUGAUAAUCCUGUCCCCCCAGGCUUCGUUCCAUGUUGAACAUCACAAGUGCCUAUUGGAGCUAUGUGUUGCAUAAUCAUAAUUAUAGUUCUGGGUAAGGGUAAAAAAAAAGUAACAAGGAGAGGAUUAAUGCCACUUGUUUAUCCUGUUUGCUUCCUUUGUUUAAUUUUAAACUGUGAAAGUGAAAGCUGAAUCACUGCAUCCUUGUAAACGCCACCUGAUUAUUCUGAGAUUAGUAGUGAGGACCUUAACGGUCUACACACACACACGGACAUGUGCUUGGUCCUGCUCCUGAUUCUGGUUUAUGUGACAUACGUCCAUAGUAGAGUCACAGACUCCGAAACGUUUGUGCUAAUAAAUACAAGACACUGAGUUGGAGGUUAACAUCUGCACGUCCUCACUCUUGCUGUUUUGUAGUUGAUGUGUGGACUGUAAGACCUCUGCAAGCACAUCUUUGUAAACUGAUUUUAAAACAUUAACUUGGCAGACGGUCUUGUGUAAAUCCCCCAUUUGUUUUGAUUGAGAUGCCACUUCUGAUGGACUGGAGCUGACACCGUUGGAAGGUAUAACAGGGUACUGGUUAGAGGAGUGGGAGGGGAAAGGGGUUUUAGUUUUUAUAACUUUAAAUGUUUUCAUAGCAAGCUAAAUCUCUGCAAAGUGCUCUCUUUGCCCACCUUCACCCCAAAACACACACACACACACCACACAAAAAAAAAAAAUGUUCCUCUUAUUCUGUGUGCUUUGUGGCCAACACACAAGUGAAGGGGAGGGAAAUCAUGAAAGCGACGCUACACUGUUAAGUUGUUUAUAUGAAUAUUUUGUUUGGAGGUGGCGUUAGUGUUAACAUUGCCUCUCUUUUAAAAAUUUCAGUCCAGUAGUAAGUAUUGGAUAAGGCUUUAUACUGCUGUCACCUGUGAAUUGCCGUUUUCUUUUGUACCUGCAGUUGGAAUUUGGAGAUAACUAACGCAUGAAAUGAUGCCCAGAGGUUCACAUUCUAGGAUGGGUUCCAUUUGUAGAGUAACACAACUGAUCAUUCUUCAAAUUUUACCGGGGUAUGUGCUAUGGCAGUGUCAGAACAGCUGUAUGACUGAAGAAAUAAAUAAAUUUGCAAUA
Erpetoichthys calabaricus (reedfish) is the source of this 2790-nucleotide messenger RNA. RefSeq names its product carnitine deficiency-associated gene expressed in ventricle 3 (gene cdv3). NCBI's taxonomy places the organism in Eukaryota, Metazoa, Chordata, Cladistia, Polypteriformes, Polypteridae. The transcript is spliced from 5 exons. Bases 228 to 926 code for a protein of 232 amino acids. The record is from RefSeq and is a predicted model, not a curated record. Gene Ontology annotation, cellular component: cytoplasm.